AAAGAUUUAUUUAAUAGCAACACAAAAACCAGAACUAUCAAUAUCGAACGAAUAAUCAAAGAAAUCAACGAAGCUUGGAAUAAUGCGGAUGAUAGAAUUAAUAACGUUCUUCCAUAUCGUAUUCAACCUGAUUUCCUCGCAAAACUCAAAAGAAAUAUAAAACUCGAAGCUCGUCGAUUACAAAAGAAAUUAUCUAAAGAACAUGAAGCCGUUAGAUUAAUGAAUCUGAAUAGUGGAAAUAGUCUGGCAAAUUAUAGCAGGAUUGUACAAUUGCCACCAAAAGCAAUUCAAUUAU
Messenger RNA from Funneliformis geosporum, 295 nucleotides. Lineage: Eukaryota; Fungi; Glomeromycota; Glomeromycetes; Glomerales; Glomeraceae. The record is from the annotation of a GenBank genome assembly.